Suillus discolor is the source of this 438-nucleotide messenger RNA. RefSeq lists its product as uncharacterized. NCBI's taxonomy places the organism in Eukaryota, Fungi, Basidiomycota, Agaricomycetes, Boletales, Suillaceae. The record is from RefSeq and is a predicted model, not a curated record. The transcript is spliced from 2 exons. Bases 1 to 438 code for a protein of 145 amino acids. Gene Ontology annotation, molecular function: nucleic acid binding.
AUGGAAUGCAAAGACUUCAAAUGCCCUCCUGACCGGACUGACUGUUGUUGCCGGCGGCUAAUGUAUACUCAGCCGGAUUUCGCUAAAGUUGAAUCAAAUUUGGAGUCUGUGUGUCGUGCACGAGGGGUCAAUGUAAUUUUCCUGCCAAAAUUUCACUGUGAGCUCAAUUUUAUUGAGCAGUGCUGGGGAUAUGUGAAGCAGCUGUACCGUAUGAAAGAACGAUCAUCAUCAGAAGCCGACCUUGAACGAAAUGUCCUCGACUCGCUAAAUGCAGUCCCACAGUCAUCCAUGCAGCGCUUUUUUGUCAGGUCUGGUAGAUUCGUCGAUGCUUACAAGAAGGGACUUGACGGAAAACAGGCUGCAUGGGCGAUCAAAAAAUAUCGUGGUCAUCACAUUCUUCCUGAGUCCAUAAUGCAGGAGUUGGAGCAAUCCCGCUGA